Molecule: messenger RNA, 3865 nt
Organism: Pezoporus occidentalis (night parrot)
Lineage: Eukaryota; Metazoa; Chordata; Aves; Psittaciformes; Psittacidae
Gene: IBSP
Product: integrin binding sialoprotein
Exons: 6
Coding region: 2380-3369 (329 amino acids)
Biological process (GO): ossification; extracellular matrix organization; cell adhesion
Cellular component (GO): extracellular region
Source: RefSeq, a predicted model, not a curated record
GGUUAACUGGAAAUCCUUUGUUUCCUAAUCGAAUUCAGACUCAAACCGGACUCCCCUGGGUGUGGGUGAGGCUUUCAGCCUCUGAUUUUGAGCAGAAACAUGAGUCUUCCACUGCAAAGAGGAUUUUUCUGCCCUAAAUAACCAGGGUUUGAACACUGGCUAACCCGAUCGUGAAUCGACCUGCAUUUUCCAGCACUGCUGUUCCCUCUCUGGGGGUUGUAGGGCUGAAGGCAUCAGGAGGGAUUUGCAAUUCUCCUUGCCACUGUGGUAAGCAAAGCUGCAUUCGGUGAGGAGUCAUUUCCCUAAGAUGCUGCAGCCCAGGCACAUGCAUGAGUAGGAAGGGGCCUUUGACAUCAUCAGCACAUCACUCAUGCAAGAAAAAUCUAGGAAAGAGGGAGCAGAGGUGCACUGGAGAGAUAAAUGGCUAAAAUACCAUCAGGAUACAGUAAAUACAGGGAAAGGAUGUCUCUGCAGAGUUGAGUGCCAGGGGGCACUGCAGCAUCCAUGUGCCCCCAUCCCCUGCCAUGAGGUGCAAGGCAGGAGCUCUCCAACCCCUGGCUGUAUCCUGCCACCAAGGUCCCUACAGAGCUUUGGGCGGCAAUGAGGGUGGAGUUUUUGCAUCUUUUUUUGCCCCAGGCAGUUACUCUGCUUUGCUGGGGACAUGUACAGAGCCACCAGGUUUCAGCUGGGCAACACCUGACUAUGCAGAGCCAGGCGGCCCCUGCAUGGGUCUGUGUGGUUCAGGGGGCAUGAGAAAUGAAGCAGACCUGCAUUCUGUAGCAUCACUGUGGCAGAAAUGGCUCUCAAAGGGGGAGUGGUAACACCUGUAUCCAAGUCCCCUUUUCUUUCCAUGCCCUUCCUGAGGCCCAUUUCACCUCUACAGACAGCCUGGAAAGUGAUUUGUUUGGAUUUAGCCUUUUUUUGUCUUUAAUGGCUAUGCCCAAGUGCCUGUGAAGCCAGGCCUUUGAGGUUGGUCUUUUUUGUCUGCUUGAAAAAACAGUGACAGAAUUUCCCAAAAAGGGAGGCAGACACCCCCUGAGAACAGAUUUCCCAAUAUUUAUUUUCAUUUAAACCCAGGGUGUUAUUAUACCCUCCGGCCUCCUCUGGCCAUUGCUCUGAGGCCAGACCCUCAAUUAAGCGGCACAGUGCAAACCUCCCCGGGUUUGGCAGCUGUGCGGCUGCUAUGUUUGUGCACCAAAUCUGCCGGCGCUCAAGUUUGGGGGUUUUCUGGUGCACGUUGGAGGGCUGGCAUCACUCUAGACAGGGCGGUGACUGGCUGGGGGCGGGGGGGGAGGGGGCAAAAAUAGACCUUAUAUCCCAGUGGGAAGCAGCGUGAGGAAAUCAGUGCUGGCUGACUCCACGGGUAGCCAUCAGUGCUGGGGCUGGGUAAGCUUGCUGCUGCUUUUCCUGUCUGGGUUGUGCAUUGCUACCUGCUUUCUGUGGGGGAUGGAGGGACUUGGCUUGCUGGUGGGGCUGGAUGCUGCUUUUAGCCUUUUCCUGGGUCUAUGCCUUCAUGGAGCACUUGGGUGGAGGGGAUGAUCAUCCAGAGCCUUGCUGCAUGGCCAGGGAAGGUGGCACGUGGCCAGCUGUUUUCUAGGCUGAGUUAAACAAAGAUGGGGAAAAUUCAAGUGCAGAUAAAUAUAACAACUCCCCUGCCCACCCCCAAAAAACUCAGCAGAACUGAUGGUGGGUGUAGCUGGAGGAAGAGUAGGAAAAAGGAAGGUUACUGUGUCUGACUGGUGCUGGGAGCAUCCUUCCCUGGGGUGCUGGGGGAAAGAUCAGGCAUGUUCCUUGCUGGAGCCAUGAUGAAGGCAAGCAGGCUGGGUUUUGUGGGGCUUAGGGAGUGCAGCUCAGACCUGCCUAGAGCCAAGCCUCCCCUCCUAGAUAUGCCUGCAGCAGGCUUCUUGCCUUUGUGCCUUGCCAGUGCUAUUUUUGUCAAUGCAGACUGCAGAAGCAAUUAUAUUCAUUUCUUUGCUUGCGUAUUUAUUUUUCCUCCAUGAGGUUAGCUCUCUGAGGUGUAAAUCCCAUGAGCAUUGCUCCCUGGGCAGACUCUGAGCAGGUUGCACGGCUGUGGGAGGGCGGCCACAGUGGGCAGCGCUCCCUCUGGCUGCUCCUGUUCCAUCUCCAAUGGGGAUUGGCAUUCCCCACUCACUUGGAGGCAAUGGGGAAGCAGGAGCAACUAAUCCUGCCUAGGGAAAACAAGGCAUCUACUACUGGGUGAAACUUACUCUUCUGGCUUCUUUCAAAACUAAAAUGUAGAUUUGUUCAAAUACAAAAAGAAAGACUUGGGUCUCUGGAGAGGUUGGGUGACCACAUCAAGUAGUUGCUGGAGAUCAGCCUUUCUUCUCCCCACUCACCCAUGUGGACGCAGACACCUGUAUGGUUUGGGGUAGCUGGAAAGCAAGUCUUUGCCGUAUUUUGCUGUUCCUAGAGAAAGCAGCCAUGAGGACUGCCCUGGUCUUCGCCUGCCUGGUGGGGAUAGCAUGUGCCUUUUCGGUCAAGAGCUGGCUGCGGCGAGCCAAGUUGGAUGACUCAGAAGAAAACGCGGUGCUCAAGAGCAGGCAUCGGUAUUACCUGUACAGAUAUGCCUACCUGUAUCCCCCACAGCAACGGUACCAGGGCAGUGACUCAUCGGAGGAAGAGGGGGACGGCUCAGAUGAGGAAGAGGAGGAGGGGUGGAAGCCAUCCCAUGCUGGCACCAAGGCAGAUGGCCACCUCAUCGGAGCAGCCCCUGGAGACAGCAAGGGUGGGCUGAGAGGAGACCUUGCAUGCCCCCAGCAGGGCAAGGGCUGCCAAGGGCCUCUAAAGGCAGACAGGAACGGCACUGUGGGCAAGGGGGGUGACUCUGAAAAUGAAGACAGUGAUGAGAAUGAAGAGGAAGAGGAGGAAGAGGAGGAAGAGGAGGAGAUAGCCGAGAAUGAGAGUGGCAUCAAUGGCACAAGCACCAACACCACUGAGGGCGCAGAUGGACCUCAUGGCAAUGGCACUGCAGUGGCUGAGGAGGGCACUGCUGCAGCUGAGGAGGAGGAGGAGGAAGAGGAAGAAGAAGAAGAAGAAGAAGAGGAGGAAGAGGAGGAGGAAACUGAAGACACCACCGUUCCCAGCACCACCAAUGAAGAAGGGCUGACCCAGGCAACCACCACAGGAGAUGUGGCACCCACGUAUGCCACCACAGCCGGGGAGCAGUGGGAGUAUGAGGUGACGGUCGGGAGCCAUGGCCGAGGGGAUGAGGGCACCACCGAUGGCAGCUAUGGGGAGCAGGAUGAAUAUGCCCGUGGGGACAGCUACCGGGCCUACGAGGAUGAGUACGGCUACUAUAAGGGGCACGGCUAUGAUGUGUAUGGCCAGGAUUACUACUACAGCCAAUGAGCAGGGAGUGAGGGGCAGCCCCAGUGCUGGCCCCUCCUGCCCCAUCUCACUCAGGAACAUCCAUCUGCAUGCUCCCUGCAGCUGCCACGCCCCGGAGGGGAUGCUGGGCAGCUUGUGGUGUGCACUGGCUCUGUCCCAUCCUUUUUUUGUAUUUUAAGAAGCAAAACGAAAUAAAGCAACAGAACUGAGCUUCUUGAUGAUAAAAGCUCUACUGCCAAAUUCACUGGGGUCAGUGGGGCAGCACAACGCUUGGUGGAUUUGAGGGGCUGCAGGUGCUUAUGCUGCUCAGGGUUAAAUCUCUUUAUUCCAGCUCAGGUGCACACAAAAAGAGGGAGAAGCAGAAAGACUAACUAGGAAUGCCUCUGUAGAGUCCCCUCCAAAAAAUGAAAGGGCAUUUUCAGGGUCACUGCUGUGGGAUUACUGCCAUGUCUUACAUAGAGUUGGCAUGAAUUUGCAAUAUGUGGGUGAUGAUAACUUUACAUCUUCCACUCCUUGG